Physella acuta is the source of this 963-nucleotide messenger RNA. Its product is annotated as nociceptin receptor-like. The record is from RefSeq and is a predicted model, not a curated record. NCBI's taxonomy places the organism in Eukaryota, Metazoa, Mollusca, Gastropoda, Physidae. Gene Ontology annotation, biological process: G protein-coupled receptor signaling pathway. Gene Ontology annotation, cellular component: membrane. Gene Ontology annotation, molecular function: G protein-coupled receptor activity.
AUGGCGGUUGAAGAAGAUGUUUUGUACGUACUUGACCUGCUGGUCGACUGUGGGCUUUUAUUCGUCCUCGCCCUACUCGGCAUCUUUGGGAACAUCAGCAACAUCCUGGUCCUACGCCUGCAAGGGUUCACCGACACCACCAACAUGAUAUUGAUCUCCCUAUCGUUCACUGAUCUGCUCGUGUCAGUCCUAUACACCCUCACCCAACUCCACACCUUGAUUUCACAGUUCAAUAUUGUUUUAUCGAUCACCAUUCCUAGUCUGUUGGGUGUUUGUUUACUUCCGCUGACCUUCACCUUGAUCGCCAUCAGUAUCUGCCACACGACCUUCAUAGCCGUAGAACGCGCGGUCGCCGUCUGCUUCCCGUUCCACGUGACCAGGAUCUUCACCAGAUCAGCCACCAAAAACAUCCUCAUCGCCAUCUACGCAUUGACCUUCGGCUUAACCUCGCCUCAUUACUUUAUCGCUGGUUUCCAGUGGAGUUUUAACGAAUUUCUCAACGCGACGAUAGCAACGAUCGUAGAAGAACCGUUCCCCAUGGAUCACGUUAUAUUCAACACUUACAGUCUGGUGUUUGUAAAUAUCCUCUACUCUGUUGUUACUUUAAUCAUCAUCGUCGUAUGUUCUUUCCUGAUUAUUAUACAACUAAUAAAAAUGGGACAUAAGAAUGUGGCUAAACAAGCUCGCUAUAAAAAAAACGAAUUGAAAGUGUUUAAAACUCUUCUAGUCGUGUGUGUAGUGGCUGCCAUCAUCUGGAUCCCCACUUGUCUGAUGGACUUCAUCACACAGUACGCGACUCAGGUCUCCUUUACAACGGCGUAUUUAUGUCAAGAUGUUAAGACAGUUUUGUACAUGCUCAGCAGUAGCGUCAACUUUAUCAUCUACAUCACCACAAGCUCCAAGUUUUAUAAAACUUAUAAGAGGAUCUUCUGUCGAGGGGAAUACAGAAGUUUAAUGCGUUAG